Messenger RNA from Lycium ferocissimum, 954 nucleotides. RefSeq names its product protein CURLY FLAG LEAF 2-like. The record is from RefSeq and is a predicted model, not a curated record. Lineage: Eukaryota; Viridiplantae; Streptophyta; Magnoliopsida; Solanales; Solanaceae. The transcript is spliced from 2 exons. The coding region runs from base 114 to 782 and encodes 222 amino acids.
GCCCAGUUCCAAGUUAACAUUUCUUCUGCCUUUGAGAAUUUAACAGAGUGGUUUCUUUUUCUCUAUCUAUUCUCCCCAUAUAUAUAUAUAUAUAUAUUUUUAAGGAUCUAUCGAUGACGGCAGAAGUUAGUUCUGUGGUUAGGAUUAUGAAUGAAUCAUCAUCAGGGAAUAAAUCAACGGCUUUAAUGACAAGGGACUUGUUGGGAGAAUGCAGGUCCCUUGAUUCUAAGGAAUUGGACCUUGAUUUGCAGGUUCCUUCUGGCUGGGAAAAACGCCUCGACUUGAUGUCAGGAAAAGUGUAUCUACAGAGGUGCAAUUCUUCAUCGACGAAUUUGGAACAGAAGCAACAAAACUAUCAAACAGUUGGAAAGCUUCAAGACCUUAAUUUCCCUCCUUCAUCAAAGCAACCGCUCAAUCUCUUUGACGAACCAAACUUAGACUUAAAGCUGCUUCCUUCAUCGUCCUCAUCAUCGAGUUAUCACAGUGUAUGCACCCUUGAAAAAGUAAAAUCUGCUCUUGAAAGGGCAGAGAAGGAAACAACGCGCAAACGCUCAAUAUCAGUGUCAAUGUCAUCAUCUCCAAGGUCGAAUUCCUCGUCCUCAAUCAAGGAUACAGAUAUUGAUCAAGAGAAUCUAUGCUCUUCUAUCGCUGCUGGUUGUCCUGGUUGCCUGCUUUACGUGCUAAUAUCAAAGAACGAUCCUAAAUGCCCUCGAUGCCAUACCAUCGUUCCAUUACCUGUGGCAAUGAAGAAGCCUAGGAUUGAUCUUAACAUAUCCAUCUAAGAGUGAAGAACCAAGAAAUCAUUUUGAUUUUUUCUUUUUUUUUGUAAAGAUAGAAGAUAUAAUCUUGUAAGUUAUAGAAUGGUAUAUACAAGUUUCAAACUAUUGAGUUCCUUCUUGGCAGAGUAGCAUAUGAUUGCACCUUUUUAGUGGAUAAAUGCAUGCUUCAACAUUA